Zeugodacus cucurbitae (melon fly) is the source of this 786-nucleotide messenger RNA. RefSeq names its product NADH dehydrogenase [ubiquinone] 1 beta subcomplex subunit 11, mitochondrial (gene NP15.6). The record is from RefSeq and is a predicted model, not a curated record. NCBI's taxonomy places the organism in Eukaryota, Metazoa, Arthropoda, Insecta, Diptera, Tephritidae. The transcript has a single exon. Bases 138 to 578 code for a protein of 146 amino acids.
UUGACAUUUACUACUCUAUUCUCUCAGCCAUAUGUUCUGUCGCGUCUGUCAUGUACUAAAAGGUGAAAAAUAUAACUAAAUAUACUGAUUAUUGAACAAAAAUUGUGCAUCAGUUUUCACGUAAUUUUCGGUAAAAAAUGUCGAUGCUAAUUCGGUUGGCUAAUCGCAGCAUGCUGCAACGUAGCAUGGCAUUAAGCCUAUCGCGUUCCAUCAAAACCUCCCAGAAAAAAGACGACACUGCAGCCGUCAUUACACCAAGCAGUAAAGAGGAUUUUGCCAACCCCAACCCAAAAAACUGGGUGAGCUAUGGAUUCGACUAUAAAGAUGAAACCAAUGAUCGCAAUACCACGAAACUAAGUUUUUUCACAGCUGUGACACUUUGUUUGGUUUGGGGUACUUUUCUAUGGUCUUAUUCGCCAGAUCCACAGCUGCGUGACUGGGCGCAACGUGAAGCCUAUCUAGAGUUGCGUCGUCGGGAACAGGCAGGAGUCGAUCUAGUAAAUCCCAACUAUGUGGAUCCAGCAUCAUUUAAUCUGCCAUCGGACGAAGAAUUAGGCGAUGUGGAAAUUAUUAUUUAAUUUUAUAUGCAUAAUUAAAUUUGUAUCAAAACCAUUUCAUUUGUGUAAGCAAAAUACAACUUUUUAGCUGUUAUGUAAUUUGAAUGGCGUUGCUGCUAGAACAGUGUUCGAAAAUAAACUUAAAUAAUACUUUCAAGGAAGUCGCCUAAAAAGCAAAAUAAAGUGGAAAAUAUUUUACCUAAUAAAUAAUGUAUAGUAUAAAAUCGAA